CUGUCUCUCUGUGUCUGUGUCUCCCCUAUUAUCCUCAUUUGCAGGUGCGGCCCAGCAGGACAACUGAUGGAGUCCUCCAAGGUCCAUCGAGUACCAGACUGGCUGGCCCUGUAGGGUUGGGAGCAGCCCCUGCCCCUCAGUAUGGCCAACACCACUGGACAGCCCGAGGAGGUGAGCGGCGCACUGUCCCCACCAUCAGCAUCAGCUUAUGUGAAGAUGGUGCUUCUGGGACUGAUCAUGUGUGUGAGCCUGGCGGGCAAUGCCAUCUUGUCCCUGCUGGUGCUCAAGGAGCGUGCCCUGCACAAGGCUCCUUACUACUUUCUGCUGGACCUGUGCCUGGCUGAUGGCAUACGCUCCGCCGUUUGCUUCCCUUUUGUGCUGGCUUCUGUGCGCCACGGCUCCUCAUGGACCUUCAGCGCACUCAGCUGCAAGAUUGUGGCCUUUAUGGCCGUGCUCUUUUGCUUCCAUGCAGCCUUCAUGCUGUUCUGCAUCAGUGUCACCCGCUACAUGGCCAUUGCUCACCACCGCUUCUAUGCCAAGCGCAUGACACUCUGGACAUGUGCAGCUGUCAUUUGCAUGGCCUGGACACUCUCUGUGGCCAUGGCCUUCCCACCCGUCUUCGAUGUGGGCACCUACAAGUUUAUCCGUGAGGAGGACCAGUGCAUCUUUGAGCAUCGCUACUUCAAGGCCAAUGACACGCUGGGCUUCAUGCUUAUGUUGGCUGUGCUCAUGGCAGCCACACAUGCUGUUUAUGGCAAGCUGCUCCUCUUCGAGUAUCGUCACCGUAAGAUGAAGCCAGUGCAGAUGGUGCCAGCUAUCAGCCAGAACUGGACAUUCCAUGGCCCUGGGGCCACAGGCCAGGCUGCUGCCAACUGGAUCGCUGGCUUUGGUCGUGGGCCCAUGCCACCAACUCUGCUGGGUAUCCGGCAGAAUGGGCACGCAGCCAGCCGGAGGCUGCUGGGCAUGGAUGAGGUCAAGGGUGAAAAGCAACUGGGCCGUAUGUUCUACGCAAUCACACUGCUUUUCCUGCUUCUCUGGUCACCCUACAUUGUGGCCUGCUACUGGCGAGUGUUUGUGAAAGCCUGUGCCGUGCCCCACCAUUACCUGGCCACUGCUGUUUGGAUGAGCUUUGCCCAGGCUGCUGUCAACCCAAUCGUCUGCUUCCUGCUCAACAAGGACCUCAAGAAGUGCCUGAGGACUCACGCCUCCUGCUGGGGCACAGGAGGUGCCCCAGCUCCCAGAGAACCCUACUGUGUCAUGUGAAGCAGUCUGAUAGGCAGAUAGGAUGAAGAAGGUCAUAGCCACCAUAAUGGGGCCAACAGAAAGGAAAGGGUGGGCCCCAUAAAGGAGAAUCUCUUUCUGAGCUCCAGCCCCAACCCCUCAGACUGCCUGGAAUCUAAACACCUUUGCCAACACCUCCCCAGGGUUGGGAACUGGGAAGGGGACUGGGAAAGAGGUGUUUCUAGUUCUGUGGGGCCUGUUUUUGCCACCUCCUUCUCCCCUUCUACAAUCUCUUCCUUUCCCCUGUCUCAGUCUCUCAAUCUCUCAAUUUCUCUUUCUCUCAAAAGUGACAAUUCAGAGAAAGAAAGCAAGACUGAAAAUGCAGGUUCUACUAACAGCUGAGGAGACAGGCUUUUCUGCUUUAAUGUCUCUCCUGAAACUGUCCAGAAGGAAGAAAUUUGUCAUGUAAAAUAGACUUCAGAGCUCUUAUUGCCCUCUCUGUUCCCAUGCACACUCCCUCUUCUAAGCCCUUUAGCAAGGCCUGGAUAUUUAGGGAGAAACUGAUCUGCUGACGAGGGAUGAAAGAGGGUGCUGGGUCCCCACAGAGCAGAGAUGUUUAAUUGCUAUGUUGUAUGCAAUUUUGUUUUAGGCUAACCUUGGUCCCAAGCCUGGUCUCCUCUCUCUCUCCACCGUGCCCAGACCUCCCAGGUGUUUCUUGCACAUCUGUUUGAGAAGCCAGGAGGGGAGGGAGAACCCCUGAGAUGGGCUCCAACUAGAUUAAGAGCAGGAUGUGAGCUGUAUGCCUUGAGCCAAAGAGACCUGAGCUUGGCUGCAUUCUCUGGAGCUGCCUCCAGGAUUCUCGGCCCUCAGCUCUUCUUUUUGAGAACGGAAAUGCACUCCAGCACCACUAGGGCUGAUGUGGGUGCCACAGAGGCAGGAACAUCCCCUCCAGGAGAGUGUAGGGAGAGAGCCAAACUCCCCAGAGUAGAUGGAUCCCGGAGCUGGGGAUCAGAGCAGAAUUCAACCCCAGAUUGUCUCCUUCAUUCAUGCUGCUCUCUUGGAGAUGAAAAUCCUUUUGGGGCCUUGGCAACUCAUAGUGGUAUAAGCUCCAAGGCACUGUGGACUUUAGUCCAUUCCUAUCUGACCUCUUUUUGUCUCCCUCAAGCCUCAGGGGCCUCAAGGACCUCUGUGGAAGCCCUUCUGGGUCCACAGCUCCCAGCAGCCCUUCUCCCCUUCCCUCCCACCACCCUUCCCCCGACCCAAAGUGGAGCACACUGCAGCCAGAUCCUCCAGGUGGGAGGUCCCAAGCCUCCCUCUUGGGGCAGAGUCCAUUCUGGGCCCCUGUCAAGGCCAGUUCCUAUGGACUGCUGAGCCAGGCUGGUGCUCCUUUGCCUGUUCUUGCCCAGGUUCUCCAUCCCCCUCUCAUUUCCCAGGAAAGGAGGAGAUCCUUAUUUAUCCUCCCCACUUUCCCUUCCCAAUAGAAGCUCUUGCCCAAAGCUCCAUUCCUACCCCAAGACAGCCCCAGAACUGGGGAAGCCUUGACACAAGAAAAAUGGGGAGGGCACUCUGGGCAGGAGAGACAGUAAUGAGCCUGGCUGUGGAGUACCCCUGGGAAGGCAGGCCAGAGUGGCUGAGAGGCUGGGGCUGGGGGGUGCCUGUUCUCUCAGUGAUAGUGAUGGAAGGGUGCC
This is a messenger RNA of Manis javanica (Malayan pangolin), 2909 nucleotides long. Lineage: Eukaryota; Metazoa; Chordata; Mammalia; Pholidota; Manidae. The record is from RefSeq and is a predicted model, not a curated record.